Molecule: messenger RNA, 123 nt
Organism: Colletotrichum lupini
Lineage: Eukaryota; Fungi; Ascomycota; Sordariomycetes; Glomerellales; Glomerellaceae
Exons: 1
Coding region: 1-123 (40 amino acids)
Source: RefSeq, a predicted model, not a curated record
AUGACAGUGUUGGUUCGGGUGUGGACUUCCAACGGCGACAUUGCAGAUACCCGUUGCGAAAUACCUACCGGGGCGAGGGUAUGGACCCAAAACUCCCGGAUAGCUGGAAAUGUGUGUAGUUGA